Molecule: messenger RNA, 1435 nt
Organism: Erinaceus europaeus (western European hedgehog)
Lineage: Eukaryota; Metazoa; Chordata; Mammalia; Eulipotyphla; Erinaceidae
Gene: OVOL2
Product: ovo like zinc finger 2
Exons: 4
Coding region: 245-1063 (272 amino acids)
Biological process (GO): regulation of transcription by RNA polymerase II; epidermal cell differentiation
Cellular component (GO): nucleus
Molecular function (GO): RNA polymerase II cis-regulatory region sequence-specific DNA binding; DNA-binding transcription factor activity, RNA polymerase II-specific
Source: RefSeq, a predicted model, not a curated record
AAACUUUUUUCCUCGGCGUGGUCUCCUCGGCGAUUUAAGGCAUAGGUGUCUCUGAGCGGGGGAGGCGGGGAGUAAAGGGAUCUGGUUGGGGAGGCCGCCGGGGGUGGGGGCGGAGGGAAAGGUCGAGCGAGGCGGGAAGGUGGGCUCUGGCCGCGGGGAGCCCAGGACCGAGUCGCCGUCGUCCCCGCCCCUAGCGGGGAGCAACCCGGAGGAAGGGGCCGCAGUCAAGGGAGGGGACCCCAAGAUGCCCAAAGCCUUCCUGGUGAAGAGGAGGAGCCCGGGGGUCUCCGUCCGCAGCUGGGAUGAGCUCCCGGAUGAGGAAAGGGCAGACACCUACAUCCCAGUGGCCCUGGACUGCCUGCUGCACGAUCCCCCCGAGGACUGUCGCAGCGACGGCGGCAGCAGCAGCGGCGGCAGCCUGAGCGCCGGGGAGCCUGGAAGCGGCGAGAGCAGCUCGUCCCCGCGCGCCCCCGAGCGCGAGAUCCCGGAGCCCGGCGAAGCGGAGGCCCCGGGAGAACUGGCGGCGACUCAGCGCCCGGUCUCCAGGUCGAAAAUGAAGUUCACCACGGGCACAUGCAGCGACCCGGCAGUGCACAGCUGUGACCUGUGUGGCAAGGGUUUCCGCCUGCAGCGCAUGCUCAACCGGCACCUCAAGUGCCACAACCAGGUAAAGCGACAUCUGUGCACAUUCUGUGGCAAGGGCUUCAACGACACCUUCGACCUGAAGAGGCACGUCCGCACACAUACAGGCAUUCGCCCCUACAAAUGUGACAUCUGCAACAAAGCCUUCACCCAGCGUUGCUCCCUGGAGUCCCACCUGAAGAAGAUUCACGGUGUGCAGCAGCAGUAUGCCUACAAGCAGCGCCGGGACAAACUCUAUGUCUGUGAGGAUUGUGGCUACACAGGCCCCACCCAGGAGGACCUGUAUCUGCAUGUGAACAGUGCCCACCCAAGCAGUGCGUUUCUCAAAAAGACAUCAAAAAAACUGGCAGCACUUUUGCAAAGCAAGCUGGCAACUACACUCCAGGGGAGUGCCACCCUGAGCGAUGAAGAGGAUAAGUGAGGAGGAAAGAGACACCAGUUGUCACGUUUACAUGGAUUUUUUUUUCCUUUGAGGUUCUCCUGACUCUUCCUAAUUAUAAGUGUUCAGUUCAUCUCUUUCCUUUGGGGACCACAGCAGGGGGUGCAUUCCAAGUGUAUCAUUUGUAACAGUGGCUUUAGGCUCCUGGGCCUCUGUCCUAUUGAGUGGUUAAUUAUUGAAAGUUGGUGGAUGACCAUGAGCUCUGUGAGGGUUUGUUUUUCUACCCCACCCCCCCCAAGACUUUUGCACAUGGAGGAAGAGGUGUUCUUAGAAAGACCAUCAUGUCAUGGUGCCUUGAAAUAAAAGAACUCCAACUUGAAUUGCUCCCUGAGCAAGGAACGUGAAUUUUCACAU